Messenger RNA from Bicyclus anynana (squinting bush brown), 2931 nucleotides. RefSeq lists its product as uncharacterized. The transcript has 2 exons. The record is from RefSeq and is a predicted model, not a curated record. The coding region runs from base 582 to 1430 and encodes 282 amino acids. Lineage: Eukaryota; Metazoa; Arthropoda; Insecta; Lepidoptera; Nymphalidae.
UAAUGAUUUAGGCUAAUUUCUUUUAUAAUGUCAAAAAGUCAAAAGGUCGAUGACUUUGAGGUCAAGGCAAGAAAUUAUUUUCGACAAUCUUUAAUCUUUUGUUGUAUCACAAUCUAUGUAUCACAUUUUAAACAAGUGAUGUGUUUUUAUUUAACACCUUUUUAUUGAUUUUCAAGGGUCUAAAUUAGUUUGGUUUAAUUUUAUUUAUUGUGAAAGUCUAAUUUUAUUAAUUGUUCGGUUCAAGGAACUUUUUGAUGCGUUCGGAAAUAAAUGACAUUGCGUGACACAACAUAAUUUUUUUAACAUUAGCAAAAAUAACUUUGUGCAAUUUUAGCAUUUGUUAUUUCCGUCAAUAAUUAUUUGCAAGAUAUUAUCUAAAUGAAGUUUUCAUAUUUUACUGGAAGAUUUAAACCUAUAUUAUAUAUAUUUAUAAACAUAAACUUGUUCAUAAUUUCUGAACGAAAACGGUCGCCAUGACACCCGUUCAAACAAAUGUCAUUUUUGUCAACCGUUGAGAAAACUUUGUAAAAUAAUUUGUUUGUACGAUUUUGUGUUUUAUUACAACUAAUAAACCAAAAGUGAUGGAUAAAAACAAAAAUUUCGCCGUACCCAAACCUGUGCGCCCUACAUCCAAGCGCGCUACAACAGUCACAAACGCUGUUCCUAUGACGUCGAAAAAAGUUGUACCGAAAGAAACGUUUUCAUCGCGAAAAAGCAUUAUUCCUGGCAAACCAAAUAUAAAUUCACGAGCAAAUACAACUCUUAUUGCUGACGAGUCGAUAUGGAAACCUGAAUCGUCUGCUGAUGUCGACUGGGACGUUGAAAGGGCGUACGAAAACUUCCUGUGUCAAUUGUUCGAAGAAUGCCUUGUUGAAGACAAAAUUCAAAAGGAGGAAACUCAAAUGGAAGUGCAAAUGUCACAGUUAGCGAACCGUCUCCAACAGAACGUUGAUUUACUCGAUAAAACCAAUAGGCGUUUGAAGGACAUUCGUUUUACUGUGGAGCAAAAAAACCUGUCAGAUCUACUGAGUCAGGAUUGUGCCAAAUUCUACGAUAUAACAGAAAAAUCAGGUUGUGAAGCAAAGAUAGAUAACCUAUCAGCAGCAGUAGAAUCGAGACUCGACUAUUUAGAGAAUACUAAUGUGGAUAUUGGUUAUAACGCAGAAUCAGGUCAUAAGCAACUCCUUGAUGCGGUAAACGAAGCUACCGAGGGCUUGGAAAGGAUCAAAAAGAACUGCAAACUAGACCCAACAAAGUUUACAGAAUACAAUAAGUUGCACAAUAACUUGGAGAAGAUGGAAAAUGUCAAAUUGGAAUUGGAAAGCGCCAAACGAGAAUUUGAAAAGAAGUUCCCUAAGUUCAGUGAGAGGUUACUGAAUGCUGUGUCUGAUACAUUGGCUACUGUUGUGGAUAAUGAUGAAGAUAAUUGAUUGAUUUGUAUAUUUAUUAUUAACCACCUUCAAAAAAAGGAGGAGGUUCCAUAUGUUCUUUUUUUUUAUGUUUGUUACCGCAUAACUUCGUAAUUUCUUAACCAAUUUAAAAAAAUCUUUUAUUGUUUGAAAGAGUUGCAGUUUGGUCCCAUUUAAUUUUGAAGUCGGUUCAAUUUUGUUUGUUAAAAAGAUUUUAUAGUUAUUUGUAACAGCUGACUCUCACCUGCAUAAUUUAUGUUCCUAUGUGAAUAUGGGGAUAAAAUAUAGCCUAUGACACUCACAAAUAAUGUAGCAUUCUAAUUUUCAAAACAGGCUUAGUUGUUCCAGUUUUAAUUGAUCCAGUUUUAGACCCCUUAUAACACCACAAACUUUUCCUCUUUAUAAUAUUAGUAUAGAUUUCUUGGUGUGAUUUUUAUUCAAAAUCCAAAAAUUUUGGUGGGUUACAAAAAUGUUAUUACAACAAGAAAUAUACAUGACUAUAUCAGUAGGGUUCAGAUAAAUCGACAACAUUUUUUUGAAGGAAAAGGACAGACAUAUUAUGUACCAAUAGCGGCAGCAUUGAGAAAAAGAGCAUUUUUGCUUCUAAUGGUUGUCAUUAUGUCUUUUUCUUUACAAGAUAUGUUUUGAUGCAUCUUAGGAAUGCUGGCUUUAACUCAGAUCACAUAUAGAUUGCUUAUUGAUGCAUUUAGGAUGGGUUUUAACAAUUUUUCCCUUCUAUGUUUGUACAAAACAAAUAAAACAUUAUUUACAAAAAUAGUAUUACAGUGCUUUGGUAAUUUGAUCCGUAAUGUUUAACAAAAAUCAGAUCUUCAAUAUCUUAAUUCCAGCAGCUACAGUAUUGAAAGAACUGAUUCAGAGAUGAAUCUCUUAGCAUUCCAUGGAUUCACUGUGCAGGUGCCGGGUCCAUCGCGUGGUAGAGAGAAAAACACCAAGCAAAGUCCAGGACUGACCACUGGAUGUAGGGUUAAGGAAUUCCUUGACAAUCGAUCAACACUCCCCUUCUCUGCUCGUGUUAUUCUCCUUACCUAUCCAAAUUUGGUAAGAUCCUAUUAGAGCAACUUUGGAUACUCGUUCUAAUAUAGAACUAGCUGCACUUCUAGAAAGGCCAAGGUCUUUAAGCAAGUGAUUGAGAGAUUUUGCUGGUAAUCCUCUCGCCCCUACUUCUAUGGCGUACAGACGAACUACUUAGCCAUUUUUAGUUAGUUUAUUUGUUGGGUCAAUAGGAAAUUAUGAAAAAAAUAUAACUGGGUCACCCAGGGAUUUUUGGAAAACUAUUCAAAUAAGUUUUAGAUAAUUAGGUGGUGUAUCUACCAUUUCAUUUCAUUGCAUUGCAUUUCAUCUAUUAAUUACGGAACACCCUGUGUAUGCAUUUUAUGAUAUCUUCUACAGUACCUGUUGGCGGUUUUUAAAAUCAUUGAAUUACUUAUGUUGUGUUAAAUAUAUGUUAUAUAUGUAGUGUUUGCAGAGUUUAAAUUAAUGGUAAUAAAUAAUUUAUAUCGGC